UUAAAUAGUGUUUAGAGUGGCAAUUACAAAAAGGAGCAAGUAAUACAGAGAUAAAUAGUAGUAGAUUCCUCUUUUUCUUUCUUUUUAAUCCUCUCUCUAUACUCACACCAUUGGAAGCCAUGGGUAUCUGGGAAGCUUUUCUCAAUUGGCUUCGAAGCCUCUUUUUCAAGCAGGAAAUGGAGCUUUCUUUGAUAGGACUUCAGAAUGCAGGAAAGACUUCUCUUGUUAAUGUUGUGGCAACUGGUGGAUAUAGUGAAGAUAUGAUUCCUACGGUUGGUUUCAACAUGAAGAAGGUAACUAAAGGGAAUGUGACAAUCAAGUUGUGGGAUCUUGGAGGUCAACCAAGGUUUCGCAGUAUGUGGGAGAGAUAUUGUCGUGCUGUCUCUGCUAUAGUUUACGUUGUUGAUGCUGCUGACCAUGAUAACAUAAGCAUCUCGAGAAGUGAACUACAUGAUCUGCUGAGCAAACCCUCGCUGAAUGGCAUCCCACUAUUGGUGCUGGGAAACAAAAUAGACAAGGCUGGAGCUCUUUCUAAAGAAGCUCUCACUGAUCAAAUGGACCUCAAGUCAAUCACUGAUCGAGAGGUAUGCUGCUUUAUGAUCUCAUGCAAGAAUUCUACAAACAUCGAUUCAGUUAUUGACUGGCUUGUGAAGCACUCUAAAUCAAAGAGCUAAAUACAAGGCUUAUCAGUUAUCUUCCCCGCCACCCCACCCUCAAGAUUCUUGUGUUCAUGUUCGGCAUGAAAAUUCUAUUUAUCAGUAAACUCAUUAAACUUUGGCAUGGCUGUGUUAAUAUCCUUACAUAGAGCAUAUUACAUUUUACAAUGUUGUAAAUUAGAGUUUAUUUAUGAA
Messenger RNA from Amaranthus tricolor (Joseph's coat), 851 nucleotides. RefSeq names its product ADP-ribosylation factor-like protein 8a. Gene Ontology annotation, biological process: protein transport. The coding region runs from base 120 to 674 and encodes 184 amino acids. The transcript is spliced from 5 exons. Lineage: Eukaryota; Viridiplantae; Streptophyta; Magnoliopsida; Caryophyllales; Amaranthaceae. Gene Ontology annotation, molecular function: GTPase activity; GTP binding. The record is from RefSeq and is a predicted model, not a curated record.